AUGAAGUUCAUAACCAUAGGAACUCUUUUAGCCUUUUCCGGCUUAGCUGCUGCUGGACAUUUGCAUCAUGGUAGCGCUACCAGUUAUACUGUAGUGACUAAACAUAAAACCGAUGGUCAUCAUGGAUGGUCUGGGCAUGAUAGUGAUAGUCAUGGUUGGUCUGGAAGUUCCGUCAGUCAUGGUUGGUCUGGCCAUGGUGAAGCUGGUCAUGAUUUGUCUGGACAUGAUGGUAAGGGCACAAGUCAUGGCUGGUCUGGCCAUGAUUUACCAGAACAUGACGACGAUAGCCACGGUUGGUCAGAUAAAGUCGUAAGUCAUGGUUGGUCCGGACAUGGUGACGAUAUCCUCAUUUCUUCGGGACAGAACGAUGAUAGCCACGGCUGGUCGGGUCAUGAAGAAAAUCACGGUUGGGCUGGCCAUGACGAAAGCCAAGGACAUGGCGAUUCGGAGCAUCAUGACUAUCAUUCUCAUCCCAAAUACGAAUUCAAAUAUGGUGUUAAGGAUUCUAAGACCGGUGAUAUUAAGGAUCAAUGGGAACAACGUGAUGGUGAUAGUGUCAAAGGUGGCUACUCCUUGAAAGAAGCUGAUGGCACCAUUCGCGUGGUUGACUACCAUGCCGACAAACACAAUGGUUUCAAUGCUGUUGUCAAAAAAAUAGGUCAUGCGCAUCAGCCCGAACAGCACCAUAGUCAUCACCAUGGAAGUUGGGAGGGUGGCCAUUCUGAUCAACAAGAUCACGGUCGUGGUUACAGUGGACAUAGCAGCUACGGUGGAUCUCAUUCACAUUAA
This is a messenger RNA of Stomoxys calcitrans (stable fly), 789 nucleotides long. Its product is annotated as adult-specific cuticular protein ACP-22-like. The record is from RefSeq and is a predicted model, not a curated record. Gene Ontology annotation, cellular component: extracellular matrix. The transcript has 2 exons. The coding region runs from base 1 to 789 and encodes 262 amino acids. NCBI's taxonomy places the organism in Eukaryota, Metazoa, Arthropoda, Insecta, Diptera, Muscidae.